AUGGUCGCUGAAUCCAAAGUCUAUCUUAUCACUGGUGCCAACAGAGGCAUUGGCUUUUCCCUUACCAAGUUCCUUUCCGAACGUCCCAACACUGUUGUAAUUGGUACUGCCCGUCAGCCCGAGAAAGCUCAAGAGCUUCAAGCAUUGGCUAAGGAGAAGUCCAAUGUUCAUGUUGCCAAGUAUGAUGCUGCUGGUAAGGAUGAUGCCAAGGAGCUUGCUAAACAAGUUUCCAAGAUUACCGAUGGUGUCGACGUUCUUAUUGCCAAUGCUGCUAUUUCUGACCCCAUCUCUUUCACUACUGUCAAGGAUGCUCCUGACCACACUUGGUUGGACCACCACACUAUUAAUGUCUUGGGUCCUAUUCGUUUGUACCAGGCUUUCUACGACCUUCUCAAGGCUCAUGAAACCCGUCAAAUUGUUUUUGUUUCCAGUCUUGCCGGUUCAAUCACCGGAUAUGCUGGACUCAGUUCUUCCGCAUAUGGUCAAUCCAAGGCUGCUUUGAAUUACACCAUGAAGGAAAUCAGUUUCGAGGCCAAGGAGGAUAACUUCACCGUUAUUUCUAUUCACCCCGGUGUUGUUAUGUCUGAUAUGGGAGAGGCUGCUAAGGCCAAGGUGGUUGCUGAAGCUCCUCAAUUUGCUGACUUUUUUGAGACUUUGGGCAUUACCCCUGAUGAGAGUGCCAGUGCUCAACUCAAGGUCAUUGACGCUCUCAAGCCUGAAGAUUCUGGUAAGUUUUUGACCUACCUUGGUGAGGAGACCGCUUUUUAG
Messenger RNA from Sugiyamaella lignohabitans, 768 nucleotides. RefSeq lists its product as uncharacterized. NCBI's taxonomy places the organism in Eukaryota, Fungi, Ascomycota, Dipodascomycetes, Dipodascales, Trichomonascaceae. The coding region runs from base 1 to 768 and encodes 255 amino acids. The transcript has a single exon. The record is from RefSeq and is a predicted model, not a curated record.